AUGGGUGGUUGGAUGAGAGAGCUGGUGCAAGACGUCCAACCAAUACCCAUCGAGCUCUCAGUAUUACAAGCCUUCAACUAUUCAGUUUUUCCUCUAUUCUGGGCUGGAGUCGAAGUGAACUAUUUCGAUUCGAAAACUCAUCUUAUAACUAUUUAUGAACAGCUUCCGUUGUUGCUCAAUCCAGGCGUCUAUCAGUUCGAUAUACCGGUCACAGCGGAGAUGAUUCUCAACAAGGAGGGUCCUCAGGCGACUUCAUUGCUUCAAGAGACUGGCGAAGAGAUGGCCGUGCUGCUCGGCUUUGAUCGCACCGAUCCAGCCGUGCGGACAAUGAUUGCGAGGAUGAUUGAACUGGAAUGGAGGAUAACCGUUAGUGGCAGUAGGGUG
Molecule: messenger RNA, 384 nt
Organism: Ostertagia ostertagi
Lineage: Eukaryota; Metazoa; Nematoda; Chromadorea; Rhabditida; Trichostrongylidae
Source: the annotation of a GenBank genome assembly